Beta vulgaris subsp. vulgaris (sugar beet) is the source of this 2167-nucleotide messenger RNA. Its product is annotated as probable sugar phosphate/phosphate translocator At1g06470. Gene Ontology annotation, molecular function: antiporter activity. Gene Ontology annotation, cellular component: endoplasmic reticulum-Golgi intermediate compartment; cis-Golgi network; Golgi apparatus. Gene Ontology annotation, biological process: UDP-glucose transmembrane transport. The transcript is spliced from 12 exons. Bases 279 to 1646 code for a protein of 455 amino acids. NCBI's taxonomy places the organism in Eukaryota, Viridiplantae, Streptophyta, Magnoliopsida, Caryophyllales, Amaranthaceae. The record is from RefSeq and is a predicted model, not a curated record.
UCAAAAAUCUAAAAUCUUGAAUCCAAUAUCACCCAAAAAGCUCCGACAGGCAACAACUUAACCAAAUCACGGCAUCACUUAGAUUUUACUUGACAUUGACAAACCCCCUCCCUCCUUCUUUCUCGUAGAUCCGAUCUCCUCCCCUUUUUUCUCUCUCUCUCCCUCGAAAAUCCCAUUCCUUCUCAAAUCCCUAAUUAUUCUUCUCUCUCUCUCCUCGAUCAGCGAAAUUCGGCGAUUUCCGAAUCGCGCGCGUGAAAUUCGAGCGCUGAUGGAAGGAGAUGAUCGUCAAUGAUUCUGCAUUGAGUAAUGCAGAGCACAAUGAAUUGUUGAGCUGCGCUUCUCUAAGUCGCGCGCCCUCGUUCUCGAGCUGGUGCGAUUUCGAUCGACGAGUUGAAGAAGAACGAGGCCACGGCGACGGCGACGAUUUCGAGCUGACAUUUCAGUCGCGGAAUCAACAAUUGAUUGACAUGGACAAACGCGGUGAUUUUGAGAGAGAUGAUGAGGGUAGGAAUGGGAAUGAGAAUUACGCGCCGUUCGAUGUCGAAAACGGGGCUAAUGGAGGGAGGAGGAAUCAAAGUUUGGAGGAUCCUAAGACUGAUGCAUCAGCUGCUAAUGUGCUUAAAACUUUGUUUUUCAUCUGUGUUUGGUAUACUUUUAGCUUGUUUUUGACACUGUAUAAUAAAUCCCUAUUAGGGGAUCACAUGGGGAAGUUCCCAGCUCCCUUAUUGAUGAACACAUUUCACUUUGCUAUGCAAGCUGUUCUAUCUAAGGCUAUUACAUGGAUUUGGUAUGAAAGGUUUCAUAAAGGUGUACGAAUGACAUGGAGGGAUUACAUUUCGAAAGUUUUACCUACAGCUCUUGCAACAGCACUGGAUAUUAACUUGAGCAAUGCAUCGCUUGUUUUUAUCUCUGUUACAUUUGCCACUAUGUGUAAAUCCGCAUCUCCAAUAUUUCUCCUCGUCUUUGCUUUUGCUUUCAGGUUGGAGACUCCAAGUCUUAAACUUUUUGGAAUCAUUCUAGUCAUCUCAUUUGGAAUUCUAUUGACUGUUGCAAAGGAAACAGAAUUUGAGUUUUGGGGAUUUGUCUUUGUUAUGCUUGCUGCUGUUAUGUCUGGAUUCCGUUGGUGUAUGACACAAAUUCUUCUCCAGAAAGAGUCCUAUGGGUUAAAGAAUCCACUUACUUUGAUGAGCUAUGUGACCCCUAUCAUGGCUCUGGCGACUGGUAUAAUGUCCCUUCUGUUGGACCCAUGGCAUGAUUUUCCACAGAAUGAAUAUUUUAACAGCUCUUGGCAUAUCACAAGAAGUUGUUUGCUCAUGCUUUUUGGUGGUACUCUGGCCUUCUUCAUGGUACUAACGGAGUAUGUUCUAAUCUCAGUAACUAGUGCUGUCACUGUGACGAUAGCGGGUAUUGUUAAGGAGGCUGUCACCAUAAUUGUUGCUGUCUUUUACUUUCAUGAUGAUUUUACAUGGCUGAAAGGAAUUGGUCUUCUGACAAUUAUAUUUGGUGUGGGUUUAUUCAAUUGGUUCAAAUAUGAGAAGCUUCAGAAGGGCCAAGCCAAUGAUGAUGACGGGGAACAUUCAGUUACUACUAAUAUCCCUGCAAAAUAUGUCAUUCUUGAAGAGGUAGAGGAUCAAGAUGUUAUUUGAAAUCUCCUUUUUCUAUGAGGAUUCGCUGAAGAUCUCAAUUGCCAUAAGAGUCAACUUGUAAAAAGACCAUCAAGCAUUUUCUUGAGGCAUACUGUAUGUAUACAACUGAGUUUCUUUUCAACCUUCAUGUUGAACUGCUGGCAAAGCCUGCAGAUUUUGGUGGCCGAUAAAUUUGGGGCGAUCAAUUUUCAUGUCAGACAUGGACCUCCAGCUCAAACCAGUGGCUUCUGUCUGAACAAUUACACUGUCAAGCUGCUCGAUGUAUAUAUUCCCUGUACCCUUAUAGCUGUAUGUACUACUAAAGAUUAAAUUUUCACCGCCUUUUCAAUUUAGGCUGAAAAUCUUCCUAGCAAACUUCUGUACAUCAGUGACAUUGCCAAUUUUGUUACUUGCAAAAUACUGUAAUCUUCCAGAGAAGGUCUCAAUUAGGUUGCAGUGUAUUAGGAUAAAUAGCAUAACAUUCUUUUUGUGAAUCUCGACAGAUUGUCGAUUGUGCCAUUACAUGAUUGAGUUUGCGUAAA